Messenger RNA from Apis florea (little honeybee), 386 nucleotides. RefSeq lists its product as uncharacterized. The record is from RefSeq and is a predicted model, not a curated record. Lineage: Eukaryota; Metazoa; Arthropoda; Insecta; Hymenoptera; Apidae. Gene Ontology annotation, molecular function: calmodulin binding.
AGACGAUAAUAUUCCAACAAAUGAUUCAAAAAAACUUUUUUUCCAAACAAGAUAUCGAAAAAGUUAAACCUAAAUAUCGCCCGGUCCCAGAACCAAAGCCGGAAGUCAAACCCCCAAUUUACGUGGAAGAAUCUUUGACAGAGGAUGACGAUAUAGCACCCUCAGAGAACACCGAAAAAUCAACCACGGAACCGUUGACCACGAGUCCCGAAUUGCAAUCCGAAUUGGAAACGGAUCGUCCAGAGUUGGCCGAGGACGAGAAAAUGUCCGAGCUGGAAGAGGAUGAAAAAGAAAAAAAAGGUAAGAAAGAGGAGGGAAAGAAGGGAGGCGGAGGGGGGAAGACGGAGGAUGAAACGGAGAAGGAGGACGAGACGAAAGACGAAUAG